CUCCUUCCGAGUAGACUCCGGAAUAGGUUUGCGUCCUCUUUGGGCCACGGCUGGUCAGCGGAAGCAGUCCGUCCCCAGCAUGACCAAUAAGAAGUGCGGAAAGGGGCCCCGUCCCGCCUCCUGAUGAUUAGGGGGUCUCCCUUCUCAAGCGAGAUCCCGCCCCAGCCCCGCCCUGUGGGCCCUUAGGGUCUCGCGGCUGCGCUUGGUGGGGCUGCAGCCUCGCUCCGGCUCGGGCUCCGCUGACCCCUUUCUGCCGCCCCGCCCACCCCGCUUUGCAGGCUGCACUGGGAUUUCCCUUCGCCUCCGGUUGGGGCUGCUGUUUCGCUUUGCCGACGGUUUGGGAUCCCUGCAGUCUUCUCAUCUGGUGAUGGAGCUCUCAAGUCCUUCCAGAGAGGAGUGUCCCAGACCCCAGGGCAGAGUAGGUAUCAUGGCUGCCAGCCUCAUGGGAUUGCUUCUACUUCAAGCAGCAUCAUGGGCAUCAGGUGCCCGCCCCUGCAGCCCUAAAAGCUUUGGGUACAGCUCAGUGGUCUGUGUUUGCAAUGCCACCUACUGUGAUUCUCUUGACCCCCUGACCCUGCCUGACCCUGGCACCUUCAGCCGCUUUGAGAGCACACGCAGCGGGCGCCGAAUGGAGCUGAGCCUGGGGACCUUCCAGGCCAACCGCACAAGCAAAGGGCUUCUACUGACCCUGCAGCCAGAUCAGAAGUUCCAGAAAGUGAAGGGAUUUGGAGGGGCCAUGACAGAUGCUGCUGCUCUCAACAUCCUUGCCCUGUCACCCCAGGCCCGGAAUUUGCUACUCAAAUCAUACUUCUCUGAAGAAGGAAUUGAAUACAAUAUCAUCCGGGUGCCUAUGGCCAGCUGUGACUUCUCCAUCCGCAUCUACACCUAUGCUGACACCCCUGAUGACUUCCAGUUGCUCAACUUCAGCCUCCCCGAGGAAGAUGUCAAGCUCAAGAUACCCCUGAUUCACCAAGCCCUGAAGAUGGCCCAGCGCCCUGUCUCCCUCUUUGCCAGUCCCUGGACAUCACCCACUUGGCUCAAGACCAAUGGGGCAGUGAAUGGGAAGGGGACACUCAAGGGUCAUCCGGGGGAUCGCUACCACCAGACCUGGGCCAAAUACUUUGUCAAGUUCCUGGAUGCCUAUGCUGAGCACAAUUUACACUUCUGGGCAGUGACAGCCGAGAACGAGCCUUCUGCAGGGCUCUUUACCGGGUACCCCUUCCAGUGCCUGGGCUUCACCCCCGAACACCAGCGAGACUUCAUUGCCCGUGACCUGGGUCCCACCCUGGCCAAUAGUACACACCGCAAUGUCCGUCUGCUCAUGCUGGAUGACCAGCGCUUGCUGCUGCCCCACUGGGCCCAGGUGGUGCUGGCGGACCCAGAGGCAGCUAAGUACGUUCAUGGCAUCGCUGUACACUGGUACCUGGACUUUCUGGCUCCAGCAAAAGCCACCCUGGGGGAGACACACCGCCUGUUCCCCAACACCAUGCUUUUUGCCUCAGAGGCCUGUGUGGGCUCCAAGUUCUGGGAGCAGAGCGUACGGCUGGGCUCCUGGGAUCGAGGGGUGCAGUACAGCCACAGCAUCAUCACGAACCUCCUCUACCACGUGGUUGGCUGGACUGACUGGAACCUCGCCCUGAACCCCGAAGGGGGACCCAACUGGGUGCGCAACUUUGUCGACAGCCCCAUCAUCGUGGACAUCUCCAAGGACACGUUCUACAAACAGCCCAUGUUUUACCACCUUGGCCACUUCAGCAAGUUCAUUCCUGAGGGCUCCCAGAGAGUGGGGCUGGUUGCCAGUGAGAAGAACAACUUGGACACGGUGGCACUGCUGCGCCCCGAUGGCUCGGCCGUUGUGGUCGUGCUAAACCGCUCCUCGAAGGAUGUGCCUCUCACCAUCAAGGAUCCGGCUCUGGGCUUCCUGGAAACGAUCUCACCUGGCUACUCCAUUCACACCUACCUGUGGCAUCGCAAGUGAUGGAGCAGAUACCCAAGCAGGCACCUGGGCCCGGCAUGGACAUUAAAGAGACAGAGUCAGCUCA
Molecule: messenger RNA, 2042 nt
Organism: Phacochoerus africanus (Common warthog)
Lineage: Eukaryota; Metazoa; Chordata; Mammalia; Artiodactyla; Suidae
Gene: GBA1
Product: glucosylceramidase beta 1
Exons: 12
Coding region: 368-1978 (536 amino acids)
Biological process (GO): glucosylceramide catabolic process
Molecular function (GO): glucosylceramidase activity
Source: RefSeq, a predicted model, not a curated record